AUGACUCCGCGACCAACGCUGGCGCCGUUCAUUCAGACGCUCAUCGAGAUGCUGCAGUCGCGUUCGCCGUGCCUCCAUUGGCACGAAGAUGGCAAGUCCUUCGACAUUCUCGACGUUGAAGCCUUCUCGACGUCGGUGCUCCCGCGCUUCUUCCGCCACAGCAAGUUUACGAGCUUCCAGCGCCAGCUCAACUACUUUAGCUUCCGGAAGCAGUCCCGGCGACAGUCGAGCGUGUGCACGUACGCCCACGAGUCGCUCUCGCUACGAGAGCAUGCGCAGGCGCUGCAGAUCGUUCGCAAGACAGUGAAGGAGCGCAGCUGCAAGGCCAAGCUGCCCGACGAAGCCAAAGCCAAAGGCGUGCUGGCCUACACGGAGGCGUCGAUGGCGUACUCCAAGGCAUGGCUCAAACCGCCGCCGCCCAAGCUCGCCGACAUGGCCAUGGACAUGACGCCGCUUGCGUUUGCCUACAGCAGCGAGGCCGAUGUGGGUGCGAUCGAGGCCCGCAUGCCCCUUCUCGACGACGAGAUGACGAGUUGGCUCUUGACGCAGUUUGAAGACCAGAUCUAGGACCGUGUGUCGACGGUGGAUGAAUACA
This is a messenger RNA of Saprolegnia parasitica CBS 223.65, 595 nucleotides long. RefSeq lists its product as hypothetical. Gene Ontology annotation, molecular function: sequence-specific DNA binding; DNA-binding transcription factor activity. The coding region runs from base 1 to 567 and encodes 188 amino acids. Gene Ontology annotation, biological process: regulation of DNA-templated transcription. NCBI's taxonomy places the organism in Eukaryota, Oomycota, Saprolegniomycetes, Saprolegniales, Saprolegniaceae. The record is from RefSeq and is a predicted model, not a curated record. The transcript has a single exon.